AAUGAAGGCGAAAACACCCCCCCCCCCCCAAAAAAAUAUAUAAUAAUAAUAAUAAUAAUAAAUAAUUGUGUUGUCGCCGUUUGGAAUCGCUUCGAAUCGCUCAGUAGGAGAAUGUGGAGCAGAAGUGGCUUCGCUCCCAGCGGUUUAAGCCACCAUGUCCGAGCCGAGGACGCUCUCAACUGCUACCGUUUCGCCGCCGCCGUCUCCGUCCAAAGUUUGUCACGGUAAAAGUCAGAACAACGGCGCGGCCAAGAAGGAAGCCGAUGUGUCGUUAGCGACCGUCAGUAAAGCGCUGCAGAGUCCCCAGCGCCGAGGCUACAUCAGAUCCUUUGGACUCAACCACGGAGACUCUCCUGGCGACGCGGAUCCUUCUCAAGACAUCGUUUGGGAUUCCAGGUCACCCACUAACCCUGGGCGGGAGCUGAAGAAUGUCAAAACGGUGGAAAUAGCCGACAUCGUCAACCGCAUCGCGCCGAAGGACACGAACCCACGAGGGCCGCGGUCGCCUUUGUGGCAGUGGAUCAGCGACAGCCCCGCGCCCGCCACGCCCAAGGUGCCCAAAGCCAGAAUGAGGAAGAAGUCCUUUCGGCAGAGCAGCGUGGAGGACCUGAUCAAACUGGCCCGGCAGUUUGACGAGAACAUGCAGCAGGACAAGGAGGACUUGGACCAGCUAAACGCCGACAAUGAAUCAAAGAACAAAAUCAACAAAACACUAAGAGAGACGUCGUCGCUGAACCAAACCGAGGCCGAGCUGCGAGCGCUUUUCGACUCGUCCACGCAGAAGGUCACCGCCGGCCUCAGCCAGGUCUCCUCUAAAUCUUCCCAGGACAAAAGCCAGACCAACAAGUCCAGUCCCGGUCCCGAGAAAGUCGAGGCGUCGAGUAGCAAGUGCGCCGACUUUGACGACGACGACUGGGAAAAUGACGACAUGCUCAACGAUCCGUCUUUGCUGGCCCUGAUGCAGAACCCCGACCGGCCCUUCCCGGAUUCCGGCCCGGUCCGGAAUUCUCCUCAGAGUGGCCUGCGGGACUUGUGUCCCAAAGUUAAGCGCGCCACCAGAAGCACUUUCAAGUUGGAGCCCAACCCUCACUUCCAAACGUCUGUUCAAGAAACGUCCAAGAAAAACAUUUCCGACUGUAAAUGGGACGACGUGGACGACGACGACGCGCUCUUCUACCAGGCGUGCGACAGCGUGGAGAGGCUCUCCCAACCCAUCAAGACCGCCACCACGCCUCUGCCAAUUCGCCGAACGUCGCCCGGCAACAGGAAGUCACCUCGCAGCUUCACGCGUUCUAAUUCCUUACCGAGCGGCGCAACGUGGGUCCGCCGAGGUAGGAACGCUCCGGUGUCCAAGAGCCUCCCGGCGGGAGGCCGCGCGACGGCCGCGCUGGAAACUUCUCAGGCCGCCUUCAAGAGGAGCGUGUGCCACGCGGCGACGGCGAACGGCAAAAAAGUGUUUGUCACCAGCCAGAUGGCGGUAAAGUGCUCGGCGGCCGAAAUCGAACGCAAGAAGCAGGAAGCUUUGGCCAGGAGGCGGCAGAGGCUGCAGAACACACAGAAACAAUAACAACGAAAACAACAACAACAACACACACACACACACACAGCCACACUCCAGGCGUCAUGCUGCUGUUGCUAUUGAAAAGACAAAUGACAAGUCACAGGGAUGACAAUCGAAAACAUUUUUCGUAUUUCCCUCAUCUGUCUUUGCAGAUUUAUGUUCCCGACGAUGACUUCAAAUUCUUGAAUCUUUGGCGUACUGUGGCAGUACUGGAUAAUAAUGUGAUACAUUUCAUUGAGACCAAAGUAGACACUUUAUUUUUGCACAUUUCCAUCUUUUCCGUGCGCCUUUUGAAGGGCUGUUCAUACUGCACUGAAUGUAAAUGACUGAGAAAUAAACAUUUUGUUUUGCUAA
Molecule: messenger RNA, 1915 nt
Organism: Phycodurus eques (leafy seadragon)
Lineage: Eukaryota; Metazoa; Chordata; Actinopteri; Syngnathiformes; Syngnathidae
Exons: 6
Coding region: 155-1567 (470 amino acids)
Source: RefSeq, a predicted model, not a curated record